AUGCUGGGGCGGCACCGCGCGGGCGCCUCCCCCCGCGGCAGUGGGGGCAGCCCGGCCGGCACGCCGCCGCGCGGACCCGGGCCUGUGCCGCACGGGGCCCUCCUGCGGCCGUCGAGGUCGGGCGGCGCGCUUGGCGGGAAGGGCUCGCCGGUGGGGCGGACGACGCCCGGCCAGGUGGGGGGCCGAUCGGCCUCGCCGGCGACGGCGCUGGGCAGACGGAGUCCCGUGGCCGCCGCGGAGAGCUCUGGGGACAUCGCGAAGAGGUCUGAGGUCGACUCGGUGUCGCUCGUGUGGUCGCUCGCUGCCGAGCUGCCGGCCAGCUCCAUUCUGGGCCACGGCCCGGGCGCCGUGAACUCCUCCGCAGCGUGCCAGCUGGGCGUGCCGUUGCCGGGGCGAGGAUCGGAGAUCCCCGUGACGAACUUCUCCACCUCGGGAAGGUGCUUGAAAGCCCUUUGA
Messenger RNA from Prorocentrum cordatum, 456 nucleotides. The record is from the annotation of a GenBank genome assembly. Lineage: Eukaryota; Dinophyceae; Prorocentrales; Prorocentraceae.